Symbiodinium sp. CCMP2456 is the source of this 3168-nucleotide messenger RNA. The record is from the annotation of a GenBank genome assembly. Lineage: Eukaryota; Dinophyceae; Suessiales; Symbiodiniaceae.
AUGAAGCUGGUUACUAUUGGAACGAAGCGCAAAAGCUUCACCUCUUCUUCCGUGUUCCAGAUGUGGGUCAUCAGCCACACCAAGCAGCGGUUGGUUCCGGUUGCAGCCUCGCAGGACCAGACGCAUUGGAACGUGGCGACUGGCAGUGUGAAGGUACCAGUACAAGUGCUGCCGAUGAGGCUUCAGGAGAUAAGAAGCACGCCAUGGUUUCUUGAACAGGGAAUCUCCGGUGCCGACGUGUAUGAGCCGAGUGGCACUUAUGGCACUCUGCAGAAGAACCUGGGAAAGGAUGCCCGAGUGACAUUGCACCGUCAAACCGUAGUCCACGAGACAUCGUCCUCGCGGUGUGGUGGUUGCAAGGCCAAUUUUGCUCACGGAGACCCACAUAGCGAUUCGGUAGUCAUCCGGGCCGGCGGUGAGACUUUCUACUUUAAGCAGGUCUUUGGUGAUGGCCACAAGCUUCGCUCUCGUGCCACUCGGACAAAGCGGCGGGUAUGCAUUGGCUAUCAGAUGGAGGACGUACGAACAUACUUCACCGAGGACUGCGACCUCAAAGUGAUCUGCGAGGUUCAAUGGACAGGCCAUAUCGGGUCGGCCACAGCGUGGUAUCUUGAGAAUGGCACAGCCAGCAACGAUGCUUUCGCGCCGACGGGCACUGUUGAGAUGCUGCAGGAGAACCUUCGCCAGGCCCAAGAAGGCAUCUUCGCAGUGUGGACGAAUGGGGUUGUCGUUGGACAUGAGAUCGCCUCCGUGACAUCAGUUAUACACUCUUCAAAAGAAAGUGCAGAUGUGGUGCGACAUGGGCAAGGAAAGCAUGGCUGCGGAAUGCUGCAGGCUCAUUCCGGUCGCAUGCAAGGAACCAGUGGAUACCAGUGGUGGACUCCCAACAACGUGGAAUUGGCCAUCGGCUCUGCAGCGACAUGUCCCGUCAUCAUCGAACGCCUCCUCUGGCGGCUAGGUGGCAACUGCAGCAUACCCACGACAGCGGCCUCCACUGCAGCAUGUGACGAGGCAAAGCGCUUCAUCUUCAAAGCUUUAGACACUGUCGUGUCGGAGCCAAAGGUUCGAGUCCUUUUUGACUUCGAUCUGGUUGGAGAGGGCGUGUGGCAUGGUGGUGGCAAGGAGGCCUUGCCGGACGAGAGCACGGAUGAAUGGCUGGUGGAGAAGGCUCCCCCAGCAGACGUGAACGCUUCCAUUCCACGCUUGCUCCUGAUGCAGCCUUAUGGUACGCCUCACAAGCGUCUCCGACUUCCGGAGGUUCCCCGCAUGAUCUUGGAGCGGCACGAGUGGUACACGCAGAUUGAGAAGAUGACGUUGCUGAAUCUUCACUCCAAGUCACCUAUUGUGGGGCCCAUUCUCCACAUCGAGGUUCCUCCUCCGCCGGAUUUUGACCUCGAUGACCCAGAGAUCCGGAGCAAAGUCGAGCGCGGGGAGGACCUUGGCAAGGCACACCAGGAGGAUGGAUUGCCUGGAGCUCUUCAUGGAAGCACGGGGCUGCUCUAUGCAGCUAUGGCAUUCGAGGAGGACAUAGUGAAUGUUCGGUUCCAUCCUGGUGGUAUUUUGCUGGAGGGCAUGAUGGAGAUGUUCCUCCACUAUGGCCCGAAGCUUCGCACGAUCAGCUUGGAGGGGAACGCCGGCUUUGUGACAGAGGACGCGCUGUCGCUCUUGACUUUGGCUGCUGACUCGGAUGGUUUGGCUGGCGACACGGUGAAGACCUUGGACCUGGAGGACUGCGAUCUGAACUCGGGGCACUUGGAGGCUGUCCUCCACACCGUGAAGAACCUCCGAGCAUUGCAGAUCCUGGACCUGGCAGGCAACAAGUUUGACGGCCCCACAGCUCUCAACCUGGUGGGAGCCCUCUGUGAAAGCAGGAUCGACCUUGACAUUUUACGAUUGGAUGGAAAUCCCUUGGGCACACCAGAGGUCUUUAAGAACGAGGUUGCAACGCUGCUGGCCAACCGGGGUGAGUCCGUCAUAGCUGGUGGCGACCUUGUGCUGCACCUGGGCGACGAUGCUGUACGUUGGUGCCCUGCGCCCCGUGAGGGGUCUCUGGCGCGAAGACUGCGUGAGGAGGGCGGAGACGUGGUUCGCACAUCGUCCCUGAAGGAGAUGGAUCGCUUGGUUGCGCAAACAGAGGCGCAGAUCUUGAAAUUCCAGCAAAACGAUCCGGCAGCGAAGUCUUCCGGCGGCCGCGACUGGCUGCGCCGACGGCGGCAGCAGAAUGCCAAGGUGGCCAUGAUCUACAGGACCAUGGACCCCAUGGGUACGCUGAAGUUCAAGUGCCCCGACAUCUUUUUGGCAACAUUUCUGACGAACUCACAGACGUCAUUGCACUGCAAGCACAUGCGCUUUGCCGCAGCAGCUGCACAUGGGCCAAACACGCUAGUCACUGUGAGCUUCACUUGCGCAGGGCAGCCACUGGAUCCGGCUGGCGAGAGCGAGAUGUGUUCGAUGGAACUCGUCACUGCGUUGGCAAAGCUGACACAGGUGAUGCCCAUUGCCGGAGUAGAGUCCAUGGAAGAGGAGGAUCUCGAGGGCCCGCCGGGAGCAGAGCAGAUGAAGGCACGCAGUCUCGGGCUGGGAGAUGAGACUUCCUGUUUGAAGCGUACACACUGCUACCCUGUCAUGAACCAGAUCAUGUCGCCUGCAAUGUCCGUUGAGAAGGUUGUUGGCGUCGCCCUUGCCAAUGCCGCAGCUAACCAGCAAGGGCAGCUUCGCGGUACAGUGUCGAUGGUGCCGGCUCCAGCCGGUGCACCCAUGCCGUCGAGGAUGUGCAGCGACGUGGUCGGCAGGGGCAGGGUCUCUUUGUGCAAGACCAGCUUGCCAAAAUGUAGAGAGCUGGGGCUUGGACUUCCAGCUCUGCCAAGCUCGAAAAAGCUUCGUGACAGCCCGGACAGCACUGUGGCCCGAGGCCACAGCCAGUCUAAGCUCGUAUCGAAGAAGCGCAUCUUGACUGAAGAUGCUCCGCAAACGAAAGUAGCUACGACGGCCCUGGGUGUGCGAAGUGUAAGUCCAAGUCCGUUCAGGGUACGGCCUGCAGGCUAUGAUUGCAAAAGGCGUGCCGUGGCAUCAGCAGUGUGGGCUGCCAAGCUUGGAGCGGAGAAUGCAAUCCGCCUUGUCAGUACCAGAUUGCCACAGACCGCCGCAGUAAAUCAGCAGAGCAGCUGA